Aptenodytes forsteri (emperor penguin) is the source of this 4567-nucleotide messenger RNA. RefSeq names its product coiled-coil serine rich protein 2 (gene CCSER2). The transcript is spliced from 10 exons. The coding region runs from base 219 to 3398 and encodes 1059 amino acids. Lineage: Eukaryota; Metazoa; Chordata; Aves; Sphenisciformes; Spheniscidae. The record is from RefSeq and is a predicted model, not a curated record. Gene Ontology annotation, molecular function: microtubule binding. Gene Ontology annotation, cellular component: microtubule cytoskeleton. Gene Ontology annotation, biological process: microtubule bundle formation.
GCUGUAACAUCGUGUCCUGUCAAAUGUACUUUGACACACAAUGAAGCGUAGGCAACUUCAGCCUUUAACUUUGAGUUGGAGGAAGUCGAGCUGUUUAUCUUCAGUUAAAGAAAGCAAAAGUGAAUGGGAACUUUAUGCUGUAACAGAGCAUUAGUGUCCAGGCCAGACAAGAAAUUAAGAUUCAAGCACCCUAUAAGGACCAAUGUACCCAAUAGCUCAUGGAAGAAAAAAAUCAAAUUGGGACAUCUUUGCUUUCCAGGCUACCGAAAUACGGAACGAAAACUUUAGGAAGUGUCUUGCAACCUAUGCCAAAUGGGACAGCUGUUAGUUUAGCAGGGAAUAAUGGUGGCAAGAACUUCAGCAAGCACAAUGGCACUGUUCGCAUGUCUUCCUUUUCUUUCAACUGGAAAAAAUCAAAUAAAUAUCAACUUCAUGAUCAAAAUGGGAGAGACACCAACUCUAAACAUAACUGUAACGAAAAAUUAAUUGAUUCUGAGAAGUAUUCUCAAUCUCAAGGAGCAGUGGGUAAUGAUGUGCUCAGGGUGGGUUUGAACAGUACUGCUUCGGUUGCAUCAAAAGCAGCAAAGCAAACCAAUAUGUUUGUAUCAUCUACUGAGGAAAUAAACCCAAAGUCUUUUCCUGGACUCUCUAGUUCAGCAAAAUUCACCAAAGGUACCCUGUCAGGAAGGACCUCAUAUUCUGGACUCAGUGCUCCAAAAUCACAUUUAAAUGGAUUUUAUGGAAACAGGCCGGUGGUAGGUUUGCAGAGACCUAGAGCUAAUUCCAGUGCCACAAGGACAAGUUCAGGAGAAAGCCUGGUACAAUCUACAGACAGUAGCAAGGCUUUUUCCUGUGAAAAAAUGGUAAGAUCACAAAGUUUUUCACAUUCCAUUCAGAAUUCUUUCCUUCCCACUGCAUCUUUAACCAGGUCACAUUCCUUUAAUAAAGCUGUGGAUCUUACAAGGCCUUAUCGUAGUCAAAAUCUAGCUGCCAGGACAUCUCAGAGGUCGACUUUGCUGUCAAGAAAUGCACGUCAGUUGGAUGUACCCAAUGGAAAUGAACCUAUGAAGUAUGGAUUUGCCAGGCCCUACUCCGGUAUGUCGGCUCCUUGUUCAAAGAAGCCCCCGCUGUCAAGCGGAUCUGGGUCAGCAUCUUCUUUUGGAUACAGAUUAAGUCGGCCUUCUUUGCUGAAGCCUAGCAGGCAGCGAUUUGCUGGAAAUAUCGUUGUGGAUGGCAGCAAAAGUACAACUCCUGACGCAUGCAUUGUGGAGGACUCUGAAAUUUCAACAAAUAUUAAUAGAUCAGUUGAGAAAAACAGUAUUAUAGAGAGCAGUGCUCAAAGAACAGAAUCUGAUGAGGGCCUGCAUGAAAGUAUGGGAAAACAUGGGUCAAAAGUCAUGUGUAUGAGCGAUGAUGGAGAUGAAAUAUCUAUAUCUUCUUUGUCAUCCUCUGAAAAAAAUGAUUUGAGUGAAGACUUCAGUGAUGAUUUCAUAGAUAUAGAAGACCCAAACAGAACUCUACAAAUACAGCAAAAGGAGAGCUGCCUUCAAGAGUUAGAGCAUGGGAGCAUAACGUCCAUUGAGCCGUUCACUUCUCUCAAGGAAAGUGGAGGAUCUUGCUGUAAUGCUGAUGACUGGCUUGAUAUAAACGUGUCCGCAGUGGAUGACAACAGCGGCAGCACGAAGCAUACUGCUGAGAAUGUGAUUUCUCCAGAGAUAAAUUACAGAGCUGGGUCCUCUUUUGAGCUUUCUCCAUCUGACAGCUCUGAUGGCACAUAUAUGUGGGAUGAAGAAGGGUUGGAACCUAUUGGAAGUGUCCAUCCAUGUGGAAGUUACGAAUCUUCAGAAAUGAACAGCAUAGAUAUCUUGAAUAAUCUUGAUUCAUGUGAUCUUGAAGAUGAUGAUCUCAUGCUUGAUGUGGACCUGCCUGAGGACCCACCUCAUGACAAAGAGGAAUGUGAAAACAUGAGCCGUUAUGAUAGACAGGAGAGAAAUGCUAGGCAACAUCAGGAAGGAUUCUGGAAAAGAGUACCACAACAGCGAUGGAAUACGCAGGAUCACUAUCAUCUUGGCCAUACUGAUCACUAUAUCCAUGGUAAAAAUGAUUUGAACAGGGGAUCAAACUACCUGGAAUCUCCUAUUGGUCACUUUGAAAGCUAUGGAGCACCAAAUUUUUACCAGGCUCCUAGACAGCUGGUGGGCUUACCGGAGAAUACUGUGAUGCUUGAUGAAAUGACACUUCGGCACAUGGUCCAAGACUGCACAGCUGUAAAAACUCAGUUAUUGAAACUGAAGAGAUUACUGCACCAGAAUGAUGAAAAUGUGUCGCUCCAGGACAUCCCACUCUCAGUUCCAUCGAGUCCAGAACCGCAAGAACCUGAGUCAACUUUUAAGAUGGAUGAUCUGCUGAAUGAGAUCAGGCAGCUUAAAGAUGAACUGAAGAAAAAGGAUGAAACAAUCAACCAAUUAGAGCAUCAACUUGCCACUAGAUGUAACUGCCAGAAAGACAGUCAAAAACCUACAGGGGCAACGUGCGUGUAUGCUGAUAAAUUUACGCAAACCUCCUGGAGGAGGAGUUCUCCUCAAGUACUACAGCCUUCCAGCAGCCUUCCCAGUUCCACAGACCUCGCCCAGGGAAAACUAAUAAAAAUGCCACAUAUCGAGGCCCACAGUGAAUAUCCUAAACAUGGUCUGCAUGAAAAUAGCAAUCAUCAGAAUCAAAAUGCUGCAAAUGUCUCUCUCACAAAUAGCCUGAGUGAUGUAAACACUUUGAGCAUACAGUUAAACAUAAAAGAUGAGAAUGCAUCAUAUUUGGAAAAUUUGAAAAAUAAGAAUACUGAAGACCCUGGAGAGGUGGCUAGUAAUAAAGAAGGUACAUUACCACCUCGUUCCUGUUUCCAGACCUCUACGCGAGCUGAUGCUAGAGAGGUGCAUACUGAAUUAGCUGUGAAAGGUCAGCCCUCAUUCACAAACCAGGCUUCUUGGCCAAAGACUUUAAGAAUCGCAAAGCCCCCAAAUGCUUUAGUGCCUCCAACAAUGGCCGUUCUUACACAAUCUGCAAAUCAUUCCGCUGCUUUCAAGGAACCUGAGCUUCUACCAUCAAGUAGUUCGACUCAGCUACAGCCAACAUCUGGUCAGGAUAACCUAAAGGGUAAACAGAGUCAGAAAGUGUCUAAACUUCGCCCACCAACUAUGUCUUUUGUUAAAUCUAAGCAAAUGAGCAGUCAGAAAUCCACACCAGUAUCUGCAGAGCCUCAAAACACCUGUUUGAAGACUAACAUCCCAAAGCCACUGGUACAGAGAAAGGAAAAUGUGCAAACACAGAAUACCGGUUUGCAUGCUGGGGAUAGUUUACCCUCUAAUCGGCAUUCCCGCCUCCCUAAACCAAAGACACAUUGAGAACAUACCUACAUCUCAUUGAAUGAUGCCAUACAUUAAACUACUUCCUGUGUAUUGACUGCCUUUGAGGCUGCUCUAUCUACAGCCUGCAAAUCCUGAGUGAAUAUUAAAAAUAUCAUCUUUCUUUAGUGUUUGCAUACUCCAUCCUCGUACGGUCUGAGGCUCAUGAGCUUGUGCGGCUUCUCUUGGGAGUGUUUUAUUAUAUCGUAGGUCUGUAUUAAAGAUUGUAUUGCCCAAUGAUCUUAAUAAUUAAGCAAAUACUGAAGGCUGUGGUGACCACAAAUUCCAGAAUGCUGCACUAUGUGUUUCAGGAUGGCAGAAAUAAUUUCUUACCUCUGUUGAUUUAUUAGUCAAUGAAAUUACUAUUCAGUUAACUACUUGGUUCUGAGUACUCGUUAGGUUAGAGUGGUGGAAAAUUAGACUUACUAGCAGAUGUUUUAUUGGCCAUAAUUCUGACUCUGUAUUCCAGAGGCCUAUGCAAAAAUCCUUGUAUUUAUCAUUAUCUCAAGACUGAAAUAUUUAAUGUUAUUUAAUCUGAUGGGUUGGGUGCGUUGUGUUCUGAUGGGUUGGGUGGGUUGUGUUGUUUUGUUUUGCUGUAAUCUGAAGUUGCUCUGUUCUUUAUUUAUCCCAUUUUCACUGUUCACAGACAAUAAGCAGAUUUCACAGGGUGAAAAGAAUCUUCUCUUUUAAACAUCAUCAUUUGUUAAAAAAUUGUGGUAUGAUUUUUAUUGUGUUGAAUAGACACGUUACCGGGUAGAUUGUUGAAACGCAGUGCUAAGGAUGCUUGUGCAAAACCUUCCAAUACAGGCUCUUAUGAAUUGAUAAGUACGGAGCCUCUGGGAAUUAAGGGGUCCAUAACACCCAUGUCGAGGUUGCACAACAUGCAUUUUAAUUAAUAUUUUUUAAUUUUUAUUGUGCUACUUGUAUUUAUUGGUUUCUGUUUAAUAUUUGAAAGACUCUAAAGUACCUGACUUGAAAUUUUGCACAAACUUUGCCAUAUAUGUAAGGAUUUGAAAGUAUUUUACAGAAUAAAACUUGUAUUAAAAAAGCAACUAUUUAAAAAAAAAAAAAUUAACCCCACUUACUUGCUUUGAGCAAUCCUAUUAUGUCCUAAUCCAGAGCUGGUACUCUUAAGAGUUUUUCAGAGAUGUGUCUUUUGUUUUUGGGUU